This is a messenger RNA of Schistocerca serialis cubense, 1416 nucleotides long. RefSeq names its product zinc finger protein 555-like. The record is from RefSeq and is a predicted model, not a curated record. Bases 474 to 1271 code for a protein of 265 amino acids. Lineage: Eukaryota; Metazoa; Arthropoda; Insecta; Orthoptera; Acrididae. The transcript is spliced from 6 exons.
AGUAGAUAAUUUUUCAACAAGGAUGUUAGCGUGUAUUCUGUAUAGACAAUAACCUGGUUAUGAUGGCAGAACGAUCAAUACCUGUGCCCGAUUGAAGGUAAUCAAUAACACGUUAUAGUCGCCAUAUUAUUUAUGGCGUUUGUCGCAUGUUUCCUAUGUCACUGGUCGAAGCCGACGAGUCAUAUCGAACAUUCCUGCCUCUCCCAGUGUUCGUCAAUUAUGACGAUGUCAGGUCGACAUGUUAUAUAGCUUCUUGUGAAAUGGUCGUGAUUUUUUGCCUGUUCGAUUAACUAACUACAUGUAUCUUCCGUUGCUUCGCAACACAAGCGGCACAGACUGUCAUUUGUUGUGGAAGUUACCGGAGAAUUUGCUCUACGCCGCGAAUUGCAGCUAAAGUGGGACUUAGGACUGCAAUUGUGGAGGAAAAAAUAAGUGGAUAAAAAAAAGAGGAAAAAAGUACUGAAGCACACUCGAUGGAUUCCACAAAGGCAGUGCUGGAUGCCAUACUGGAAGCAGAAAGUGAUUGCUGCCCACCACCCUCGCUGGUGCCGAGGGAAGAUGUGGAGUCCAUGGAGAGUGAAGUGCAGAAUGACAUGAAGCCAGUGUUUGCAUUGUUGGUUCCUCUUACACCCAGUGAAGAACCAAUGGUAUCCUCAAUGGGAUGUGCCUACGAUAAUAUAAGGUUGACUGAAAAUACUGGUGGGAGCUGUGGCAUUUCGUUUGAAGAAUCUGUUAAUCAAGGAGAAGUCAUUGAUGAGCUGGGAAUAGGUGCAGAGGGGUCGCCACAUGUCUCCAUGUGUGGUAGUCUAACGCAAGGAUUACUGUCUCAAGAGGAUGACUCAUUCAGCACCAGAUACAAUUGUAGUUUGGAGGUAAAAGAAGUUCAUGAAUUUAGCUGUAGUUUCUGUCUACAGCGAUUUCCGUCAAAAUACUCCCUCGUAAUGCAUGUAUUUAUCCACAUAGAUGGUGUGCAGCCACCUAAACAUGUUUGUAAGUCAUGUGGUGAGGUAUUUCCCAGUAAUGACAGCUUGAACAAACAUUUGAAAAUGAGCGAAGGUGAUAAAGUUUUACCUGCUGAUAAUGAUAAGACAUUUGACAGCUCUGAUGACCAUGAAAACAUUAUCUUCUUGGAAGGUGACAGAAAACUUUCUAUCAUGGUGCAGACGGAGAAGCAAUCUUCAUCCAAGGAAUGUUGGAAAAGUUCAAAGAAAUCCUUCAAUGACACACUUCACACUCAGACUGUGACAUGUGUUGCAGAGAAACCGGACUGACAUGAUCAUUCUGCAACUUCAUCUACAACAGGUAAUGUCAAUGCCAACAGUGUUUUAAUUACUCCAGAGAAAACACACAAAUGUGAUGGUUGUGAAAAGUCUUAUACUCAGUUGGGCAAGCUAAGGAACCACACAUUUUCAAACA